This is a messenger RNA of Thalassophryne amazonica, 1319 nucleotides long. RefSeq names its product nucleoporin 37 (gene nup37). Gene Ontology annotation, molecular function: protein binding. Lineage: Eukaryota; Metazoa; Chordata; Actinopteri; Batrachoidiformes; Batrachoididae. The coding region runs from base 290 to 1267 and encodes 325 amino acids. The transcript is spliced from 10 exons. The record is from RefSeq and is a predicted model, not a curated record. Gene Ontology annotation, cellular component: nuclear pore outer ring.
GUACAGUCCGUGUCGUACACGGAUGAAGAGUGAAGUCUCUCAGAGGCGGGUAUCAUUUGAUUUCAGUAGAGUCGUAAGAAUCGAUUAAUAAAGUCCAUCAUUUACUUUAGCGUUUUUGAGACGGAAUAAGCCGAUUAAUGAAAAUGAGGUGUGCGAGCGUCCCGCCGAGAGACUGAAAACUUGGAGCGUUUGGUUUGAGUUAGCCGCAUUAGCUGCGCGGCUAGUUAUAAUUAGAAUCAGAGUGAAGUUGAAGCACUGAUCUGAAGCUAGGUUUAGUCGGACGUUCAUCAUGCAGAAGAACUCCAGCCGAAGCGCCACCUACACGGUGGCCUGUGAAGACUACGUUCAUGCCGUGGAAUUCAGUCCCUUCAGCUCCGGCAUUCCCGCCUCUUUGCUGGCUUAUGGUGGAAACCAGUAUGUGGUUGUGGGAACUUGCCUCUUCCAGGAGGAGGAUCAGGAGGUUGAAGGAGUAGAAUUCACUGUUCUUCGUGCUUUCCAUCAUGAGUUGCGUGUUGAUGGUCUUGCCUGGAGCCCAGAGUCUCACCUGGACAGGAUACCCACCAUCAGAUUUUGCACCGCUGCUUCUGACAGAAAGCUGCGUCUGUUGACAUCAGAUCUUCAGGAUAGACAUGAAGUCAAGGUGAUGGAGGGCCACACCAGCUACAUUAACCAUUUGGUGUUCGAGCCCUCGGAGGGAAAACAAAUUGCUUCCGUCAGUGACGACCACACUUGCAGGAUCUGGGACCUGGAUGGGAAUAACAAUGCCAUCUUUAGACUUUGCUCCGCUGGCGUCAGUGUGUGCUGGCACCCCGAGGAAGUCUUUAAGUUACUGGUAGCAGAGAAGAAGGGGACAAUCCGCUUCUAUGACUUGGUUACCCAGCAGGCCAUUCUGUCGCUGGACUGCAGCCAAUCACCACUCAUGUCAUCCGACUGGUGCCUCACCAAUACUAUCAGAGUCGGCGCUGUGGCAGGAAAUGACUGGCUCAUUUGGGACAUCACUCGCUCCAGUUACCCACAAGAAAAAAGGCCAGCUCACAUCGAUAAAGCAUGUGUAUUCAAGUGGUCACGAGUCAAUGAAAACCUUUUUGCCACUACUGGUUUUCCCGGGAAGCUCAGCAGUCACUUACUCAUCCAUCACCUUGGACACCCGCAGCCGGUGAUGAUUGGAUCAGCCACAGUUGGGUCGGGUCUGAGCUGGCACCGGACACUUCCACUCUGUGUGAUUGGCGGUGACAGGAAACUUUAUUUUUGGAUGACUGAAAUGUAGCAAGUUCCUCUGGUUCAAAUCGCUUUAAUAAAAUAUUUUUCUGAGUAUUUAA